Molecule: messenger RNA, 2723 nt
Organism: Equus quagga
Lineage: Eukaryota; Metazoa; Chordata; Mammalia; Perissodactyla; Equidae
Gene: TMLHE
Product: trimethyllysine hydroxylase, epsilon
Exons: 8
Coding region: 143-1408 (421 amino acids)
Biological process (GO): carnitine biosynthetic process
Cellular component (GO): mitochondrion
Molecular function (GO): iron ion binding; trimethyllysine dioxygenase activity
Source: RefSeq, a predicted model, not a curated record
AGGUGCUGGGGGAGGGGAGCGCCGGGCUGACCGUUUCGGGGGGGAAAAAGCAAAAGGCGGGUGCAAGGCUGCCUCCCGAGGCUCUCCUUGCUUGCAAUUCCUCCCGCUUUGCUGAGUUCGGAGUCUCUACCUCCAGCACAGGAUGUGGUGCCACAGGUUGUCCCACCUUCAAAGCAGUCUCCAGGACCUACUGAGGGGAAGAGUCAUAUGUUGGGCACUUCAACAGCCCAGCUUCAAUAGCUUAUUUCCAUUAGCCGUCCAUUGGCACCAUACAGCCUCCAAGUAUCCGAACUGUGCUUGGCAGCAACAUGAAGAUCAUUUUGAACUGCAGUAUGCUAACACUGUGAUGCGCUUUGAUUAUGUCUGGCUUCGAGACCACUGCCGCUCAGCAUCUUGCUACAACUCUAAGACUCACCAGCGGAGCCUGGACACUGCCAGUGUGGAUUUAUGUAUCAAGCCAAAGACCGUUCGUCUGGAUGAGACCACACUCUUUUUCACUUGGCCAGAUGGUCAUGUGACUAGAUAUGAUUUGGAUUGGCUGGUGCAAAACAGCUAUGAAGGGCAGAAACAAAAGGUCGUUCAACCUAGAAUCUUAUGGAAUGCUGAAAUCUACCAGCAAGCCCAAGUUCCAUCUGUAGAUUUCCAGAGCUUCCUAGAAACCAAUGAAGGACUGAAGAACUUUCUGGAAAAUUUUCUGCUCUAUGGAAUUGCAUUUGUAGAAAAUGUCCCUCCCACUCAAGAGCACACAGAGAAGUUGGCAGAAAGGAUCAGCUUGAUCAGAGAAACCAUCUAUGGGAGGAUGUGGUAUUUCACGUCAGACUUUUCCAGGGGCGACACUGCAUACACCAAGCUAGCUCUGGAUCGGCACACUGACACUACCUAUUUUCAAGAGCCCUGUGGCAUUCAAGUGUUUCACUGUCUUAAGCAUGAAGGAACAGGUGGCAGGACACUGCUAGUAGAUGGAUUCUAUGCAGCAGAACAGGUACUUCAAAAGGCGCCUGAGGAAUUUGACCUCCUCAGCAAAGUGCCAUUGAAGCAUGAAUAUAUUGAAAAUGUUGGAGAAUGUCACAACCACAUGAUUGGGGUUGGGCCAGUCUUAAAUAUCUACCCCUGGAAUAAAGAGCUCUAUUUGAUCAGGUACAACAACUAUGACCGGGCUGUCAUCAAUACCGUACCUUAUGAUGUUGUCCAUCGUUGGUAUACAGCACAUCGGACUCUAACAAUAGAGUUGAGGAGACCUGAGAAUGAGUUUUGGGUCAAACUAAAGCCUGGCAGGGUCCUAUUUAUAGACAAUUGGCGUGUCCUACAUGGCAGGGAAUCCUUCACUGGCUACCGCCAACUCUGUGGCUGCUAUUUAACAAGGGAUGACGUAUUAAACACUGCUCGUCUCUUGGGGCUUCAGGCUUAAAAUUGACAGCAUUGGGAUUAUGAACACACCUGGCACCCUGGCUACCAGAAUUUCAUAUCAGCAGAAUAAUGUGGCAAAACAUACUUAAAAUUACCUCCUUACCCCAUCACACAAAGCAGAAGCCACCCCUUUAUGUAGUAGGAGAAACCUGUUGGAAAGAGGCCUGUAGUAUGAUAGCUCUCUUCUCCAAGUUAUAACAUGGGCUCAUUUGUUUUUCAGAACUUUUGGUAUAAUCUUGGCCAGUCUACUUCAGAAAUAUAAUCUCCACAUUGAUAGGGAAACAAUAUUCACUAAGUAAAAAUUUCUUGCAACUAGACCAGUUAAAAAGAAAUGCAUUCCAAGAUUCACAAAAUUUUUGGCCUUAGGACACCUUAACACUCUUAAAAGUUAUUGAGGACUCCAAAGAGUUCUUGAGUGCAGGUUAUAUCUAUUGAUACCUAAUUGUAUUCAGUAUUAAGACUGAGAAAUGUUUAAAAUUCAAGAACACAAAAGCGCGCAUCCUUCAGCUAUCAGAGAGAUGACAUCACAUGUCAUGUAGCCUCUGGAAAAGUCUUCUGUAGAUUCAUGAGAUAAUGAGAGUAAAAAAGGCAAGUGUCAUCUUAGUGUUAUUAUAAAAAAUAGUUUUUAACCCACAGACCCAAUAAAAGGGUAUCAGGGACCCCUCCAGUUGUCUUCAGACCACACUUUGAGAACCAAUGGGCUAGAGGAUACCUUGGGACAGUCUUUUACAUAGGCCUGUGGAUUAAAGACUUUAGCUGAAACCCUAGAUUUUUCUCUACAGUCUCCUAGAACUACAGAUAUUGUAGGAACUGUUUGAUAACACAAGCUCAGUGAUAAGGUGGGAACUGAACACAGUGUUUUAUCUUGUGAGAAGGGUUAUCUCCACCCAAGUCAUGUCUCAAGGAACUAAACUAGGAAGUCACGAUAGCUCCUAUGGAACAAACCCAUCAGUUCGGUAGCUCUGUGAGGCAUUAAUUGCAGAAAGUUUUUAGAGACUUCUGAGGUUCCAUAUGACAGUUCAUACAUACACACACACACACACACACAUGCACACACACACACAGACACCCCAUGAGAGAGUGCAGAGGGUUAGCCUGUAAGGUUGUUGAGGGAACUCAUCAUGAUAGAUGAUGUGCCUCCAAAGAACUGGAGAUUACUAUCCAAACUUACAGUUUGGCUUUUGAUGAAAUUUGGGAUGCAAUCUGUUUUCCUCCAUUUCUGCUGAUCUUUUUUUUGGUUUUUUUCCUCUCUUAAAAUAUUAUACAUGUUAAUUGCCAAGAUUGACUGCAUUAAAUAUAAUACCAUGUUUCUUUUA